Meloidogyne enterolobii is the source of this 264-nucleotide messenger RNA. Lineage: Eukaryota; Metazoa; Nematoda; Chromadorea; Rhabditida; Meloidogynidae. The record is from the annotation of a GenBank genome assembly.
AUGGAGCAAUACUAUAAAUUGCUCAAGAACGAGUACAAAAGUGAGCGUGAAUUGAUGUCUGGUCAAAAAGAAAUUGUGGUAUCGGCUGAGGAAAAAAGUGAAAGGUCAGUACUUGCUACUACCAGCGAUCUCAGCAGAAAUUACAGUGAUAUUCCAAGUUCUCUCAAAUCUGACAAACCAAAAAUUAAAAAGGAACCUGUGGUCGCCGAGACGAAUAAAUCGGUACGUCUUCGACCUAAACUGCAUACAACGGAUAAAGGUUAG